AUGGCCGCUGUUGACGAUUUUCGUUUGAUUGAGAGCAAUGAUCCCGCCGAGAUCCAUGCGCAGUUUGAUCACCUAAGAUCUCAGUGUCCUGUGGCACACACCUCCGAGAAUGGAGGAUUCUGGAUGCUUUCUCGAUACGAAGAUGUCAAGAAUUGCGCUUCUGACUCCCGUUCAUUCAUAUCUUCUGUGAAGGCAGUCAUUCCAAGUGACCCACGCGGCAUUCGCCGGCCGCCACUGAACACUGAUCCUCCGGCCCAUACACCCUACCGGACCGCUCUCGAUCGAACCCUAAAACCAGCUAGAAUUCUACGCCUCGAGCCGAUCCUAACAGAACAUGCGGAGCGUGAGUUUGCCAAAGUUUUACAGAAGGGCAAGGCAGAUAUAUGUGCCGAGUUUGCCGCAUCGUACGCCGCUUGGGUUGAAGUCAGCUGGUUGAAUCUCUCCGAUGAGCUAGCACCUAAGUUGGCCGAAACGGCCUCAAAGUGGAUCAAUGCCUGGCGAGAGCAAAAUGGCUCCGAGACAACAAUCCAUUCGGAGACAAUGUACGACAUGGCAAAAGCUCUAUUCCAGGACAGACGGAAUUUCCCUAGAGAUCCCGAACAAGACCCUGCCUCCUCUCUAUUGCUAGAAAAGGAUGCUGAAGGACAGCCAUUAUCCGACGAACUGUUAAUUGGUUGUCUACGCCAGUCGCUAGUAGUUGGCAUGGUGGCUCCCCCGAUCCUCAUCGGAAGUAUGUGCAACCAUCUAUCUCGCGAUAAGUCUUUGCAGCAGGCUCUUCGGCAAGAUUCCUCACUCAUUCCGGCUGCUGUAGAAGAGUUCGUUCGUCUCUCCAUGGGCGAUUGA
Molecule: messenger RNA, 843 nt
Organism: Penicillium riverlandense
Lineage: Eukaryota; Fungi; Ascomycota; Eurotiomycetes; Eurotiales; Aspergillaceae
Exons: 3
Coding region: 1-843 (280 amino acids)
Molecular function (GO): monooxygenase activity; iron ion binding; oxidoreductase activity, acting on paired donors, with incorporation or reduction of molecular oxygen
Source: RefSeq, a predicted model, not a curated record